This is a messenger RNA of Caretta caretta (loggerhead turtle), 3545 nucleotides long. RefSeq names its product leukotriene B4 receptor (gene LTB4R). Lineage: Eukaryota; Metazoa; Chordata; Testudines; Cheloniidae. The record is from RefSeq and is a predicted model, not a curated record. Gene Ontology annotation, biological process: complement receptor mediated signaling pathway; phospholipase C-activating G protein-coupled receptor signaling pathway; inflammatory response. Gene Ontology annotation, cellular component: plasma membrane. Gene Ontology annotation, molecular function: leukotriene receptor activity; complement receptor activity.
CAGACGGGCUGGGGUGGCUCUGAGAGACGCCCCACAGCUGAUGCGGCUGGAGGAAGCUUUGACUAGGGCAAGAAGGUCCUAAGGAUUAGCUACCCUUCUCUCGCCCCGAUGACCAACGCCACCUUCAACGCCACUGCCCAGCCAGGUGCGCUGCCCCCGUUGCCCGGCGCCAAGCUGGGGCUGACCGUGCUCUCCUUGGCCUUCAUCCUGGGCUUCCCGGGCAACGUCUUCGUGGUGUGGAGUGCUCUCUGCCGUGUCCAGAAGCGCACGGUCACCUGCCUCCUCAUCCUCCACCUGGCCUUGGCCGACUGCGCCGUGCUGCUCACUUCCCCGUUCUUCCUUCGGCUCCUGAGCGUCGGAAAGUGGGAGUUCGGCCCUGUGGUCUGCCAGUUGUGCCACUAUGUCUGCGGCGUCAGCAUGUACGCCAGCAUCUUCCUCAUCACCCUCAUGAGUCUGGACCGCUGCUUAGCUGUCACCAAGCCCUUCAUCUCCCAGAAGAUCCGGACCGCCCUGGUGGUCAGGUCCUUGGUCCUGGCCAUCUGGAUGGUCUCUUUCCUCCUUGCCUUGCCCGUCAUUUUCUACCGCAAGCUGGUGCACAGGGGCAGGCACCUGCUCUGCGACCUGUCCCAUCCCGCCACUGGCCACCUUGUCUUCCACAACCUUUUUGAGACCCUGACCGGCUUUGUGCUGCCCUUCACUGCCAUCAUCUGGAGCUACUGCGUCAUCGGGCGGAGGCUGCAGGAGACCCGCUUCCGGAGGAAGCGCCGCACCAACCGGCUCAUUGUGCUGAUUGUGGCUGCCUUCGCCCUCUUCUGGCUACCCUUCCACGUGGUGAACAUCCUAGAUGUGGCUGGGGCUCUGAGCCACUCCAAGGGUCUCAUCAUGGCCGGGAAGUUGGCCCGGCCCACCCUGACGGCCCUGGCUUUCUUCAGCAGCAGUGUCAACCCCAUCCUCUAUACCUUCACCGGCGGUGCCUUGAUUAAGUCGGCCGGCAUAGGCUUCAUGGCCAAGCUCUUUGAGGGGACGGCCUCAGAGAUGUCCAGCACGCGGCAGGGGACGGGGCGGACCAUCCAGCGGCGCGAGGAGGCCAAGUUGGAGAUGCUGCAGGAUGGGAACCCAGAGAGCAUCACUGUUUCCACCAACCCCCUGGAAUAGCCCUCAGCCACGUGGGACAGCCACUUCGACAAUCCCACCUCAUCCAGCAACACCCUGGACUAGACCUGGGGCCAUGUGGGACUGGAGCACCACUAAUCCCAGCACAUCCACCAUCACUCUGGACUAGCACUAGGGCAUGUGGGAUGGGAACUCCUAACAAUCCCACCUCAUCCAUCAACACCUUGGGCUAGUCCUGUGUCCGUGUGGAACAAGAACGGAAAAAAUCUUCCAACUGGCUCCUUCAUAGGAUAUCCGGCUUGGAAGUGACCUCAGGUCAUCUAGUCCAACCCCAGGGCCAAGCCCCAAUUUUUGCCCCAGAUCCCUAAAUGGCCCCCUCAAGGAUUGAACUCACAACCCUGGGUUUAGCAGGUCAAUGCUCAAACCACUGAGCUAUCCCUCCCACCUUCAUGGAGUGAUGGUGAAACUGUCAAGAAUUUGCUGGGAGAGUGUUCGUUUGCUUCUUAUUUGGGGGUUGACCUGGUCUGAACAACCUUCCCGCAACACCCAUUUCCCCGUUUCUCACCAGCUGUGACUUUGCGGGAUCAAACCCAGACUCCAAUAUCUCCACUUUGACCCCAACAGGGACUGGCCCAGCUACCCAGGAGAAUAAUUAGACUUUGUGUAAAUACGGAACAGGGACUCAAGUCUGAGUGGGGAUAUAUGAUUUAGGGAGGGAAGGCGCUGCCAUUGUUCUGUGGAGAGGACGCACCCCCUCUGUUCAAGUGGCAGGGAAGUGAAAGUUGAGGGGUAGAGGAGAAUGGCUGAGGGACAGAGGCAGGUGGAGGGGGAAGAGGCAGCGAGAAACAGGGUGAGGGCGAGAGGGACGGAGGGAACGUUGAGAGGCUGAGGCUGGGCGAGUCCACGUCUUCAGGAAGUUACAAGAGGCGCUUGAGGCUACACUGGCCCCAUUCAGGAGCAGGGCCCCCGUUGUGCCAGGCACUGCACAAACCCACAGUGAAACAGCCCCUGCUUCUAGGAAUUCCAGUCUAAAUGGGCAAAGACAGGAUUAUCGUCCCUAGUUUGCAAAUGGGGAAACUGAGGCACGUGGGAGGUGCAGCGACUUGUCAAAGGUGAUAUAGGGAGUCUGUGGCAGAACAAGGAAUAGAAUGCAGGUGUCUGGGGACCCAGUCCAGGGGCCUGAACCACAAAAGCAUCCUUCCCCUAAGUCUAUUUUCACAGCCAGAUAAAAAGGGAGUCUGGGAUUUCACCAGGGAGCUUUCCUGUCUCCCGUCUGAGCGGAGAUGUAAGGUUGGCUGCUCCCAGUGGCCAGCUCGGGUACUGCAAGCCAUCGUUCCGUAGAGACGCGCCUAAAAGCAGCUAUUUUUAACUCUGGCACCUGCUUAAAACCAGGGUAGUAAGUAUGCGAUUCAUCCCCCCUAGGGGGCGCCAGCUCAGAUCCAGCCCCAACGUGGCGGGGGGGCGACCGGCUGGCUUAGCGGGUGGGGAAUGGGACACACGGCCUAUCCCUGCCAGGGGGCGCUGACUCCAACCCAGCCCCUCAGCCUGUGAAUUCACCCUCUGUGUUAAUUUGCUUAAUUAAAGGAAAGUUUCUUUGUAGUCUGUUACCACCGCUGGCCCUGGGAGGUCGUGCCUCCUUCACACCUGCGCUAGCAUUCUGGUCGGUUCCGUUGGCGUUAGCCCUUUGACCCACUAGCCCCUGCUGCUGCCCCCUGCUGGAGGAAAUGAGCCCUGCUGUGUGAUGUGUGUGUGUCCCCCUGCUGCAGGGGAUCAGACCUGCAGUGUGUGUGUCCCUGCCAGGCCCUGCUCAGGGGGAAAAAAUUGCUUAAUGUGUGUGCGGCGAGUAACAGAUAGCCACAGAGACACCGUUUACAAAUCAGUAAUGCUGUGUAUUCCUACAUGACCUUAAAUAUAAUAAUUACAUCCACAAAAAACUAAGUUAAAAGACAUUACCGCAGUCAAUUUUGCACAGGGCCCCUGACUUUGGGCAUUUCCUUAUUUGGGCAUGCUCAGUUUUGGAACCUUAAUAAUAUUCUUUUAAUGUAGCUUUUGUGGGUGAUUUCCUGGGUUUUUACAAAAGGAAACUGAAAAAACAAACAAAAAAAACCCUGCACAGAAAUCCCCUCCUGUGGCAUCCUAUUGGCACGCACGUGGCCCAUCAGCAGGGCUGGAAUCAUUGGAUCCCCUGCACAGAGAUCGGCAGAAUAACGGGUAGCAGUAGCAGGCAGUCAUCCUCUAUGUGGGCCUGCACUAGAGGGGGACAAGCGUUGGUUGCACACCUGUUUGCUCCCAUACCAGUGCCUUGUCUGCACACAGUCUCCCCACACCAGCACCUCCUGGCUCCCAGCCCCCUUUCCCCUAUCUGCCAUUUUCCACUUGUCUCCCUGGCUUCCAGUCCCAGCCUCCUUGUCCAGCCAGUCCCAGGCUCCCCA